Messenger RNA from Heteronotia binoei (common prickly gecko), 3164 nucleotides. It is a transcript of the gene SNAP23, whose product is annotated as synaptosome associated protein 23. The transcript has 9 exons. The record is from RefSeq and is a predicted model, not a curated record. Lineage: Eukaryota; Metazoa; Chordata; Lepidosauria; Squamata; Gekkonidae. Bases 265 to 891 code for a protein of 208 amino acids. Gene Ontology annotation, biological process: synaptic vesicle fusion to presynaptic active zone membrane; synaptic vesicle priming; exocytosis. Gene Ontology annotation, molecular function: SNAP receptor activity; syntaxin-1 binding. Gene Ontology annotation, cellular component: plasma membrane; synaptobrevin 2-SNAP-25-syntaxin-1a-complexin I complex.
GUCGGAGGCCUCCCAGAUGUUUCCGGCAAGCACGCAAGACCGGCGUAUAUAGGAAUGGUGCCGAAGCGUUUAAGUGCCUUUCCAGGACUACUGUAAAGCAUUUUAACCAGGUCCAUGAGGGAAAUGUUCUUAUGUUUUUAAGGUAAUCUUCAUGUUCACAAGACUUAAUGAGAACUGAACUGACAAUCUUCUUCCAUAUGUUCCUGUUGAGGAAUUAAGGAGAAAUCCAUUGAAGAAUCAGAUACUGGGAACUAAGUACUCAUCAUGGCUGAGUUGUCAACUGAAGAAAUUCAACUGAGAGCCAAUCAGGUUACAGAUGAAUCUUUGGAAAGCACAAGGAGGAUUCUUGGCAUGGCCAUUGAGUCCCAGGAUACAGGAAUCAAAACCAUCACCAUGCUAGAUGAACAAGGGGAGCAGCUAACCCGUAUAGAAGAAGGCAUGGACCAGAUAAAUAAAGACAUGAGAGAAGCUGAGAAGAACUUGACAGAGCUCAACAAGUGUUGUGGCCUUUGUGUCUGUCCUUGGAAUAGAACGAGGAACUUUGAAUCUAAUAAGUCUUAUAAAACAACAUGGGGUGAUGGUGUCGAAAAUUCAGAUCAUGUAGUAUCUAAGCAACCAGCACGUGUAGUAAAUUAUCAGCAGCAGACGUCAGGAGGGCCAUCUGGAGGGUACAUUACACGGGUAACAAAUGAUGCCAGAGAGGAUGAGAUGGAAGAAAACCUAACUCAAGUGGGAAACAUCUUGGGGAAUCUGAAACAUAUGGCUUUGGAUAUGGGCAAUGAAAUUGAUUCACAAAACAAACAGAUAGACCGGAUAAAUGAGAAGGCUGAAACUAACAAAGACCGUAUUGAGCAAGCCAAUGUGAAAGCCAAAAAACUCAUUGAUAACUAAAAGCCUGAUGCCAAUUUGUUAUCCAGCUGAAAUGCCCAUUUCAAUGUACAAAACUUUCUCAGUUUCCAAAGAAGCGGGACAGCAGUAUUCCAAAGCAGAAAUGGAGCAGCAACUGCAUCAUAAGCCCUUUUUCGUUGCAUGAGUACAGACUUGGGAUGAAAAUCUGAGAAAGCAGCACAGUAGAAACUUGUCUUUCUUGCCCUUUUUGUAUGUUCUCAGGGCUUCAUUGUCUGUGUCUUUCCAUGGUCUCUUCUACUUGCAUUUCUUCUGUUUCCCCCCUUCACAGUCAAAUGGUAACAGCUGAGCAAAAAACUGAAGUUUGCUUCACAGGAUUUAAUUACCUUGCUUAAUGCUGCAUGUCAUAGCUAAAAUGGUGAACUUGUGACUUUUGUGAACAGUGUCAAAUUAAUCAAGCUGCCCAUAGUUUUUGUAUCUUAUAAAAAAUCAGGUUUGGUAAAAUUUCUUUCAAAGCUUCGGAAUGAAUGAAAUCUGUUUUAUAAUUACUGUUUACUAAAGAAAUGGCCUCUUCCCUUCAGUUCACACCUUCUGUCUAGUUCAGUGUAUAAAACCUACUUCUGAAGAUCACUGUUUUGGUAUCUUAUUAAAAAUCAUUUGUGUAGUUUCUAGGAACACAUCAGAAGCUGAGCACAGCCCAUGUUCUAAUGCAGGUUAAAACUUUGCUCGUUAGUGAGUUAACACAUACUGCUGUUUGGGGAGACAGUAAGUUUUUAAAUUAUUCUUGAUACCAUCACCCUGAGCCCGAUAGGGGAGGACGGGAUAUAAAUAUAAUAAAAUAAAUAAAUGGGUCUGUAUAUAUGAGUAAAGAGACAUACUGUAGAAUGUAGCUGGUUCAUACCUUUGGCUGGAACCAUUUUGAUCCUUGGGCUGUACUGGAGUGCACGUUUAAAGUCAGUGCUGAAAUACUGCUUUGUAGCUGCUUUUGCUUGCAUGAGACUAAAUCUAUUAAUAUGUAUCAUACAUUCUGGCUCUGUGUUACUCAGGCCUGUGCAGGCUGUUGCCCACUAAGCUUGAACAUAAUCUAUCAAAUUUGUGUGGCUUGCUUGGCACUCAACAAUUUUUUGCAAACUCAGGCAGGCAACAACAUCAGGAGCCCUGGAAGAUGGCCAUAUAUGGCUCAUAGUAGAUUAUGCUGAGCUUUAUUUCCAAGCUGUAUAGGUCUGCAGUAGUGAAUGGUUGGUGCAUGAAUAAUUUCAGGAUUAAGGUCCCUGAUCUAGCAUUCUAAUUAAAUAUGCGAAUGAUAAUCUAGUGCAAGGAUUUAUUUAAUGUUUAAAGAGCUUUAAAUUUUCAAGCUUUUUAGUUCACCUUUGUAAUUCAAGAAACAGCAUCCCCCCAUGCACACACACUGGCUACACUGAACAAAAUAUACUGUGCAAUAAACCAUGAACUAGUUUUAAUCUACUGGAGAAUUUCCAUACCAAUGGGGAUGGGUUGCCAAUUCUUGCCUCCUGCAGGGGAGACGUCCAGCUCCCCUCAUGCUGUCCACUAUCCCCCAGAAGCCACAUUUCAGGGGGCAUUAGGUGACAUGUGAGGGGACAAAUCACAUUCCACAUAUGAAAAAAGUCCUCCAGAGAGGUAUUUAAAACAGUGGCUCGCAGCACUCUAAUUUUUCUUUAAUUGACAAAGGACUAUUAUUUGUUUACUCUCAUGCAAAAGAAGUUCAAUUGAGCCAUAAUGUCUCUGUAAUGACAAAGUUCAGUCUUGAGAGUAUAAACUCAAGGGAAAGAAGGCCUGCUCAUCUGUGUAGGUAGCAGCUUUAUACCUCAUUCUUAAAUUUUAGUGUCCGUCGUUGUAUUCAUUAUUUUCCUCAAACUGGAAAUGUUUUAAAGAUAACUCUGCUGAGAAUGGAAGACUAAAAAGAUCUACAAAUCUUAUUAAUCUGUUCUAGAAACUCCAAGAGAACUCCCCUCUAAAGCUCUGUCAUAUCUUUCUUUUGACUUACUAUUUAAUGUGAGACUUGAGCUACAGCCAUUUAUAUUCUCAGUAAAAUUUUGGUGCAUAGCGCACAUUCUCUCAUUGUGAAUUCUUUGGAAACCAUGUGCAGUUUGCGCGUCAGUGUGACAAAGCACUUCAGUACAGAUAGUAUAAUUGUCUGCUUUUGUACGAUAAAAAGUGUGGAUUUUUGAAGAAUGUAAAUGGGCAAGCUGUACUAUAAAACUGUUGGAUUUCCUGUUUUACCUGGCUGAGCCGUGAUGCAGUAGAAAUGCCCCAGGUUUCCUUAAAUUAGUUAAGACUGAAUAAACAUAAUUUAUGAA